AUGGGUUGUGAUAUAUCCGAUUCAGGCCAUCCACUCUACCGCGCUAUUGCGGGAGCCGCGCCCACCAAUCUAUCCAAAGCGGCCUUUUUCCCACCCACCCCCAUGGUGGUAGCACUGUUCCGCCCCUCUGACGUCGAUAUCCGGCUGUCCCCAAUCCCAGAGGAGAAAAAACAUGGCUUGCAGCCCGUGGCUCUCUUAUCCCAGGCCCCAUACGAGGAUGUUAUGAUCCCGCUUUUGGUCCGGGUGCCUUAG
Molecule: messenger RNA, 252 nt
Organism: Penicillium concentricum
Lineage: Eukaryota; Fungi; Ascomycota; Eurotiomycetes; Eurotiales; Aspergillaceae
Exons: 1
Coding region: 1-252 (83 amino acids)
Source: RefSeq, a predicted model, not a curated record